AAUUGAGUGGUGUCAGCACCUUCAAGGUGAGUUGUCAGCAAAUUUUCGGAUCCUUAGCCUGAUGUUCUGAAACACAAGGUACAUUUGAUGGGUAAUUGUGCGAGAAAGCACGUAUCUGCUCCCCUCACAGAUAAAAACAUUAGUGAACACAAUCUUCUUAACAUUCGUGAUACGUCAAGACAAAUAAAAAAUCCAUGUUCACGAUCUUCAGGACAAUUAGACGGUUGUAAAUCGAGCUCCAUCAAAUUACUUCACAGUGAUGCACUUCUACAUGAAGGUAAAUCGUUAAGUGGACACGAAAAUACUGCGUCUUGCAAUUCUCGUGAAAGAUUCACUGGAAAGGAUAUAAACUCGGGUAGCAGGUCGAAUUUGUCAACUCCCAAAGCAUCCAUUAUUAAUGUUGUACCUGGUGGCCAUUGUGGUGAAAGCAUCAAGGAAGCUGCAGUUACUACAGGUUUUCACUUGCAGAGGUUAGCCACUGAAAAUUCGCCAAGAAUUGUGAACUUAUCUCAAACUUCAGCACGAAAUAGUGGCGACGUUGAUAAUUUAGACAGUCAGCUGUCCGUUAGUCCAGUUCACUGGCAUGCUCACUUAAAUGAGUCAUCAGAUGAGAAUAUUUUGCACAGUUUUCGGACACCCUAUAGGACUAAUAUUCAUGUACAGUCUCAUUCUCAUUUACAACACAACUCCUCAUCCAAUAUGAUACCUUUUCUAAUGAGUAACAGAUAUUCUCGUAGUGGAUGUGCCAGCGCUACUCGAAGUGCAAUGGAAUCGCCACUCACAGUAGAUUCAGGAACUCACAAAUCUGAAAAACCAUAUAGAUCAUCCGUUGUUGUUGACUCUGAUCGUCUGAAGCAUCUUGAAAAUAAUAUAGCGAGUUAUGAUGGAAGAACAGUCAGCACCACUCCAACAAUGUUUUUGGGAGAAAUUAAUUCUGACCACCGGUCUUCAACUGGAGGUUUAUCAGCCCGUUAUCUUGUCCAUCAACCCUUUAUUCCUUCGAAUACUGGCUCACCUAGUAGACUCAGUUUGGCUCUGGGUGGUUUAGUUGCUAAUUCAAAAAAGUCAUUGUCUGUCACACAAGAUAAUUGCAAGGCCGAAUAUUAUCAUGUGGCUAUCUUUGACUAUGAAGCUCAUACAGCCGAGGAAGUUAGUGCGCGUAAAGGUGAUCAGCUGCGAGUUUUAGACUUCAGUGAUUCCGACUGGUGGUUGGUUGAACACUCAGGACAAGUUGGUUACAUUCCAUCCUCCUAUUUAGCUCAGGCCAAUUCAGUUGAAGCUGAAGAUUGGUAUUUCCGAAGUAUAUCGCGAAAAGAUUCCGAACGUCUUCUAUUAUUAAAAGGAAAUAUUCGUGGAACAUUUCUUGUUCGAGCUAGUGAAACAACGAAUGGUGCUUUAUCUUUAUCAGUACGUGAUACAGAGCAACAAAGAGGUGAAACUGUUAAACAUUAUAAAAUAAGACAAUUUACAGAAACUGGUGAUGUAUACAUAACUACAAAACAAGUCUUUCCUGAUUUAAAAUCAUUAGUUAAGCAUUAUUCCACUCAAUCAGACGGUUUAUGCUGUUGUCUAACACGCCCAUGUCCAAGACCACCACCAGUACCUACAGAUUUAUCUAGAUUAACAAGAGAUCAGUGGGAAAUAUCACGUUCUUCAUUGAAACUGAUUGAAUUAUUAGGCGCUGGACAAUUUGGAGAAGUUUGGAGAGGUAAAUGGAAUGAAACUAUUGAAGUAGCUGUAAAAACAUUAAAACAAGGUACAAUGACUAAAGAAGAAUUUCUUAAAGAAGCACGUAUUAUGAAACAAUUACACCAUCCACGACUGGUGCGAUUAUAUGCUGUUGUUACAGCUGAACCAAUAUAUAUUGUAACUGAAUUAAUGUCCAAUGGAAGUUUAUUAAAAUAUCUACGUGAUGGUCAAGGCAAAGAAUUAGGCUUGAAACCACUGAUUGAUAUGAUGGCACAGAUAGCUAGUGGUAUGGCAUAUUUAGAAAAAGAGCAUUAUAUUCAUCGGGAUUUAGCGGCAAGAAAUAUUCUUGUCGGUGAAAAUAACAUCGUCAAGGUAGCUGAUUUUGGAUUAGCUCGAAUUAUUGACAGUGCAAAUGAAACAUAUACAGCUAAACAGGGUGCUAAAUUCCCUAUAAAGUGGACAGCCCCAGAAGCUGCAUUAAUGGGUAGAUUUACAAUCAAAUCAGAUGUUUGGUCAUUUGGUAUAGUGAUAUAUGAAAUUAUCACUUACGGGCAAGUACCAUUUCCAUCAAUGAAUAAUACAGAGACAUUACAACAAGUUGAAAAUGGUUAUCGUAUGCCAUGUCCUGUAAAUUGUCCUAGUGCUAUUUAUGAAAUUAUGCUGAAUACCUGGGAUGCUAAACCAGAACGUAGGCCAACAUUUGCAUUUUUGUGUAAUUAUUUCGAGGAUUAUUUUGCAUCAGCUGAAUUAUCUUAUCGUCCAGCUGAAAAUAAUACUCCUUUAAUCACUAAUAUUAAUAAUGAUAAUGAUAAUAAUAAUGCCAUCAAUGGUAAUAAACAUGUAGGCAGCAGCAACAGUGGGAACCAACUUCAUCCUUCUCAUCAAUUACAAUCUCAUUCAGUUAAAGAUAAACAUUCUCAUCAAAUGUCGAUAAAUCAAGAUACAAUUAUGCUGUAUAAUAAUAAUAAUAAUGAAUCAAAUGAUGACCACUCAUCAUCGAAUAAUUUAACUCAAACAUCAUCAGUUAGUACAGCACAACAAUUGACAACAACUCCAUCUCAUAUUUGUACAGUUCAAAUGUGUUGAUCACGCCACACACACAAGACAGUCAAACGUGUUACUGUUGUUGGUGUGUUCUUCUUUUCUUGAUUCAAUCAAUUAGGUAUGUGUAUACAGAUAAAUAAAUAAAUACAUUGUUUAAUGUGAUUAAAAUAACAAUAAUAAUAAUACUAUAAAUGUAGACAUUUCAUCAUGUAUUCACUUCAUCAUCAUGAGGAAAAGGGGAGGGGGGAUAUAAUGAAUGCAUAAGUAAAUAACCGGAAAUUCAUUGAUUUCUAAAUAUAUGUGAAUGUGCCUUACUAUGAUCACUAUUAUUAUUAUUUGUAUGAACUGAAAUAGUCAUGGAUCUGAUCAUCACAUCUAUAUUCACUGAUCAGGGAUUGAAAGAAGAAGAAAUCAAAGCAACAAUAUAGACACACGGCAGAUAUACACAAACACAUACCGUUCCCCUGGUCUCCUAACAUUCAUUAUAUAUACUGACGUCCAUACAUACAUACACAUACACACACACUCAUACCUAUAUGUAUUGUCCCGGUGUUUAUUCAAAAAAGAUAAGUUUUAUUGUUAUUGAUAUACUAACGGCUGGUAUACAAGGCAUUAUUGGCGGACAAUCUCUGUCUAAUAUUACACAAAGAACACGUUCCUGAUUUGUCUAUAACGAAUAAGCAAUUCAGUCAACACACAUUUAAAUAUCUCAGAGAUGGAGAUGAAUACAAGAGCCGAAGCCUGUUCAACAUCAUCAUCAUCAUCAUCAUCACUAUUAUUCAUCAAAGUGACGACAUCAAAGAAAAAGGAGUUUUUUUAAUUAAUCAUGUACAAUUUCAAAUCAUCAUUUUCUACUCUCUCUUUCUCAAAAAACAAAAAGCAAUAUUAUUAUUGUUAUGGCAUACAUAUUUCUUUCGUUAUUUCCAUUUUAUGAUACAUUUUUUUAAAAAAUUUCAUAGUGAUAUAAUCUACAGGAAGAAAUAAAAUGUCUGAAAUUUUCUUUUGUUUUUUGACAGGAAAAUCAAUACAUGUUGUUUUUUUCUUUUGUCCUAAUGGUGGCGCCAACGUUUUCCCCUUUUAAAGGAAUUCCUUUAAUUCUCUCUCUCCGUCUCUCUCUGAAGGGAGACUGAUUGCACAACACAAUUAUUCAUUUACUAAACUGUCUGUUUUAUCCCUCUCUCUCUGUCUCUGUCUUCGUGCAUCUCUUGACUAUUCUAUGUGUAUAAUUUAAAAUAAUUGUACUUUUAUAUUUUAUAUUUACUUAAGUAGAAGGUUUAUCAUCAAACUGUUUACUGGGCUAAAUUUCAUUUCCAAUGACUUAAACUGUACGUGUGUGCGUGUCCACACAUACACACACACUAUACUUCACAACACAACAUAAGAAGUUUGUAUAAAUCUGUCUUCUUUUUUUGAGAAUAUAUCAAAGUGGAUCUGAUGAAAUGAGGUCACCACCUUUUAGUCUUUCUACUAAUUUCCUCUCCCUUUUUUUCAAUUGUUUAAUAAACCCAUACUCGCAACAUCAUCUUUCGUACGCACACACGCACAGACACAAAACGUGCUGCAUACAUUUCCUCCUUCACCGGACAAUAAUGAUCACACCAAAAAAAUAUCGUGUAACUCCUUUUCCUUCUCUGGUUUCCUUUUCUUCUUAAUCUAUGAUAGCUGGAAAAAUAGUCUUUGUGUGUGCCUAUGUGUGAGUCAGUGAUUGAGUGAGUGUGUAAUGGUGUGAAGCACAUUUCAUUGAUCUACUGAGCAAAUUUUUGGAAAAAAAAUUAUUAUCUCAUUUGUAUUUAUUCAAACAAAAUAGGAUUUUUCAUUUCAUCAACACAAACAAAACUUGAAUAUGAAAAUUGUGUUAGGGUGUGAUGAUUUUCACUCAUCCACACUUCCUUUUAUCGCCACCACCACCCUUUUUCUUUUCUAAAUGUGCUGUUCUGCUGUUGUCUGCCUUCAAAAUUUCCUCAAACAGAUAAAAACACACUUUGAAAAAAAAAAAACAAUUGACUCUCAGG
This is a messenger RNA of Trichobilharzia szidati, 4745 nucleotides long. Lineage: Eukaryota; Metazoa; Platyhelminthes; Trematoda; Strigeidida; Schistosomatidae. The record is from the annotation of a GenBank genome assembly.